This is a messenger RNA of Ostertagia ostertagi, 876 nucleotides long. The record is from the annotation of a GenBank genome assembly. NCBI's taxonomy places the organism in Eukaryota, Metazoa, Nematoda, Chromadorea, Rhabditida, Trichostrongylidae.
AUGACCGCAGUCAGCUUUGAACCUCGCAACAGCCUUACCGGGCGCAUUGCGGCACUUGAGAAUGGGCUCACAACGGCCCGCAAAUAUAUCUGCAGCGAGCGCCAGGCGCUGUUGGACAUGUGCGAUGCGUGCGACGACGGCGCGCCUGAUCUGGCAACUCUCUCGCCCGCAAUGCGCGCCGAGCUUGAGGAACUUGUCGCGGACCUUGCCACUGUCGAUGCGUUGCUCGCGGGUGGUCCGCGAGGCGGUGUCGGCGACGGUAUCAUCGUGGUCGGUGAUGACCGUUACAUGCGUGAUGCUCGCGGCAGUCUCACGCCAGUCAACAUGAUCAAGGCGAAAGACCAGCUGCAGGAUGAAACGGUCCGCAAGGUCAUCGGAUACGCAGUUGAACUCUCGGAACAGGUCAGCCGCUUCGCGGGGCAUACCUUCGCUGAUCUCAACGCCUUCCAGUCGCUUCUGGAGCAGGAAUACGGUGCGCCCAAGGGGGGCGCGAAGGGCAACGUGACCUCUCAGAGUUAUGACGGGCUCUACAAGGUCACGGUCCAGAUUGCUGACAUUCUGGAUCUCGGCCCAGAGCUUCAGACGGCCAAAGCGCUGUUCGACGCGUGCCUGCUCAAAUGGGGCGCAGAAAGCCGCCCCGAGCUGCGUGCCAUCGUGAACACCGUGUUCUCGGUCGAGAAGGAAGGCCAGAUCAACCGGUCAGGACUGUUUCAGGUGCUUCGCCUUGAGGUGGAUGAUCCCGACUGGACCCGGGCGCAGCAGGCCUUGCGUGACGCCAUCAGGCCGGUGGCCACCAAGCGGUACACGCGGUUCUACCGGCGCGCGAGCGUGGAUGCCCGGUGGGAGCCAAUCGUCAUCGAUCUGGCUCGGGCAUGA